AUGUCUGAAUUUGAGAUGGAUGGGGAAGGAUUAGUCCUCCCAGAAAGCCCUGACAGUCAGAAAGAAAACUGCUCAAUACUCAGUAAUGGUGAUACCCUCUCCUCUUCAGACAUUCAACCCUUGGAUGCUGGAGUGUGUGAAGUUAUUAACACUGGAGUAGAAUACAAGAAGAGUACAGCUCUGUGUUCGCUCUGUUCACUUUCGCCAUCCAAAGAAGAGCCAAGUGACAUUACGUGGACAGAUUCAGCUCCAUCAUCAUAUUCCAUGGACAGUAAGAUAAGUAAAUUUGGCUGCCAAACACCAAGCUCUCAGAUUCAUAGCAAAAAUAGUGAAGAUGAGUGUGCGUCCCUCAUUCUCGCCUGUCUCUUCUGCCAGUUUUACGAUUUUCUGCUCAUGCUACCUCACACAUGUGUUCAUCUGUGGACUCGGAUGUGUGGCUGUCGCUGUCGUAAAUAUAACUCUGACAUCAGAAGUAACAGCGAUGAUUGCAACUGCAAGUGUGAUUUUGACUGUGGUAUGUUUGACUCCUGUCAGGAGACCAGUGAUUGCUUGGAAUUGGCUUUAGAAAUUUCUGAAGUAUGCUAUCGUUGA
This is a messenger RNA of Hypanus sabinus (Atlantic stingray), 591 nucleotides long. It is a transcript of the gene mdfic2, whose product is annotated as MyoD family inhibitor domain containing 2. The record is from RefSeq and is a predicted model, not a curated record. The transcript is spliced from 3 exons. The coding region runs from base 1 to 591 and encodes 196 amino acids. NCBI's taxonomy places the organism in Eukaryota, Metazoa, Chordata, Chondrichthyes, Myliobatiformes, Dasyatidae.